ACUUUUCCUUCCCCAUGAUAUAACAAACUUAACCUCUUGAGCCUCUUUAGGCCUUGAAUUUACUGUAGAAAGAUUAUGGAGAGGCUUAUCUAUUCUUCUCCUCUACCAUCUAAAAUCCUUCUAAAAUCUUUCCCUUCGUUUCCUCGAGCCGCUCCAGUUGAGUGUGGAAAACUCAAUUCUUCGUCUUUUCCGCGAACUGAGCUAAGGCGGUUGGGUUCAAUUUUCUUCAAACAGGAACUCUCAUCAUCUUCGUCUCGUUCCUCUUCAAAUUUUAUUGUUCAAUGUUCAAAAGAAUGUUCGAAAGAGGAUCCGGAAUUACCUGUCCCUGUUCAGUGUACGCCCCAUAUCCCUUUUCUCGACCAAGUCACCGGGCAAGAUUCAAAGCAGCAGAAAAGAAUCCCAGUCGGAGCAGUUAUACUGUUGUCAGCUCUAGUAGUGUUCAUAAUCCAUCCAGUUCUUGCUCCUCUGGCCUUUGCUACUGUACAAACUGCUACUAAAACUGGGGGCUCUGCUGCUGCUGCAGUAGGAGGAAGACUUGUUCAGACUGAACUGCUAAGUAGUGCUUGGACUGGCUUCUUUGCUGGUUGUCUACACACUUUAUCAGGGCCUGAUCACCUAGCUGCUUUGGCACCACUCUCAAUUGGACGUACACGGUUGGAGAGUGCUGCUGUGGGAGCUCUAUGGGGUUGUGGCCAUGAUGCAGGCCAGGUCAUUUUUGGUUUGCUUUUUUUAUUGCUGAAGGACCGUCUCCACAUUGAGGUUCUCCGCACGUGGGGUACGAGAGUAGUUGGCAUAACUCUACUGAUCAUCGGUGCUAUGGGAAUCAGGGAAGCAUCAGAAGUCCCUACCCCAUGUGUCGCUUUAGAAAAUGGGGAAUGUGAUGUUAGUGUCCUUGAAUCUCUUGAAACGCCUACGGCUGGGAAAAAGAAGAUUGGGUUUGCAACAUUUGCUACAGGGAUUGUCCAUGGACUACAACCAGAUGCACUGAUGAUGGUAUUGCCUGCACUGGCACUUCCGUCACGCAUGGCUGGUGCUGCCUUUCUAGGUAUGUUCUUGCUUGGAACUGUGUUGGCCAUGGGAAGUUACACGGUGUUUAUAGGUUCUUGUAGUCAGGCACUGAAAGAAAGGGUCCCUAGAAUAACUGAAAAACUAACAUGGGCUUCUUCUCUUAUAGCAAUUGCUCUUGGAUUUGCCAUUCUCAUUAGCCAGUUCUUUGGUUUUAGCCUGUAUUAAUUCAAGUCUUGUCUAAAUUGUCUAUUUUUUUCGCAUCCUUGUAGUUUAGGGGGGGGGGGGGGAGAAAGAGGGUCUUCAGACGGAUGGAUAAGUUCUCUGCACAAUCUUCCUGUAUCACACUUCACUCAACAAGAAUCUUUCUUUACUGUCUUCUUUUUCUCUUCAAAGUUUGUAGACUUUAUAUACAGGGAAGCCCUAUCUUCCAGUUUUUGCUGGCUUAAACCUUGGAUAACCUUAUUUAUGGUGAAGUUUCAGAUUGAUUUGCUGAUUUCUUAUACUCA
Molecule: messenger RNA, 1514 nt
Organism: Telopea speciosissima
Lineage: Eukaryota; Viridiplantae; Streptophyta; Magnoliopsida; Proteales; Proteaceae
Exons: 2
Coding region: 76-1233 (385 amino acids)
Source: RefSeq, a predicted model, not a curated record